Messenger RNA from Trametes versicolor FP-101664 SS1, 2086 nucleotides. RefSeq lists its product as uncharacterized. NCBI's taxonomy places the organism in Eukaryota, Fungi, Basidiomycota, Agaricomycetes, Polyporales, Polyporaceae. The coding region runs from base 1 to 1944 and encodes 647 amino acids. The record is from RefSeq and is a predicted model, not a curated record. The transcript has 3 exons. Gene Ontology annotation, molecular function: protein binding.
AUGGCUGCUAUUGUCGAUGCAGAAAUUCCGUGCUCGAGGUCUCUUGACCUCGCUCAACAGUUGCUUGCAAAUUUGCACCAGGAGUACCAGCUUGUGCUAUCGGCCCGCGAUACUACUAAAAAACCAGACCUGGGUCUACUCGUUUCGCUCCAGAAACUUGUCGGGAGAGACGUGCUCACAGUCAUCCGCGCUCUGACAGACUUGCAUUCCGCGGUCAACCGGCUUCCCACAGAGAUUUUGGUGCACAUAUUCUCCCUCGUCCUAGAUAAACUGCCUCCCAAGGCUUCUGGUCCAGGUGGCUCAUGGGAGAGCUUAUCCGACGUCAGACAGCUGCAACCCCUCACCGCCGUGUGCCAUACAUGGCGCAGGGUAGCGACCGGCACGCCGUCUCUGUGGUCCACCGCGCUAGUCUGCCAAACGCCGGAUCAGGAGUCCCAGUGGUACAAGCUGUGCCUCGCAUCCAGUGGUCAAGGCUAUCUCGACGUGUAUGCGGAUAUAGCCACCCGGCGCGGAGUCACGAAGUUCCUCAUGCAGCACAGCGCGCGCGUUCGCAGCCUCUGCCUUGUCUAUCCCGAAAACCAGGACAGCAUGCGAUAUGGGCCGAUGCAACUCGCGCUGCCGCUUCCCAACCUUGAGAAAUGUACCAUCCAAGGGGGUAUCAUCGAGUGGACCAAUACAAUCAGACAUCCCUCGUAUGCGCUCUUCCCUCACAGUCCUAGGCUCUCCAUGCUCCGCCUGCUCUCGUGCGACUUCCUGCCAUCCCAGCCCUUCCCGGCGCUUUCGCAUUUGUGCGUCAUGAAAUGCGCGGUGCGCCUCGAAGACCUCCUCAAUCUCAUUUCCCAAUCCCCCCAGUUGCAAGUGCUGAAACUGUACCGGAACGGCCCCGACCGCACGUGGAUUGACGUCCCAUCCCUGGAGGCCUGGCGAGCGCGUCCGGGGCGAGUCUCGCCGCAGCUGCGGGAACUCGAGAUUGUGGACUACCUCCCUACCAGUGUCAUGAACUGGAGCGACGUGGAACCCAACCCCAACCACACCAUCUGGUACAACGUCCUGUCCGCAGUCACCGUCCCUCUGGAUUGCGUGACUCGCAUUGGAGCGAUAUCCUCUGAACAUCUUACGGAGACGCUGGACCGCCUCCAGGUAGGAAGACACGCCACGCACGCAUACCUCACCAAACGCUGGACGUACUGCCAACCCCCUCACUGCGGGUUCACGCUCCACGCGCUCAACCAGGAGGAACCCCUCGACGUCGUCCUCGGGGUGCUGUAUGACCAAUCGAUCCCAGAACCCACCCUCCACUCCCACCUGAGCGGCGCAUUCGCAUCCUUCACCGCGCUCCGCCGCCUCUGGCUGCGCCUCGACACCCGUCUGACUCUUCUCGGCCACGAUACGCUCGCGCUCAUGCUCACGGCCCUCCCCGCGCUCGAGUUCCUCGCGCUCUUCGCCUCCGACACCUCCCGGCCCUACCUGCCCUGCACCGAGCUGCUCCCCAUGAGCGGGCUCGUCCCCGCCGCGCCGAGCCCCGGCGCCCCCACCGCUGCCAGUGCGCCGCGCUGUCCGCGCCUUGCGACGCUCGUCCUCAACCCGUGCGGCUGGCCGUGCGCCGCGCCCGCGUCCGGGCAGGUCGCGUACGCGCGGGCCUUUGCGCGCGCACGCGCCGCGGCGGGGGCGCCGCUCGCGCGGCUGCUGCUCUGCGAGAACGAGCAGGAGCCCGGGCUGGAGCGGUACGGCGCGUUCUCGCCCGAGGCCAGCGAUUUUAUGCGCAUUCACGGAGUGCACGCGGCGCGCGCGGGGGCGCGGACGACGGUCCUGCGGGAGUACGAUGCGGCGGGGGCGCGCGUGCGGACGCACGACGGGGACGCGUUCGUCGUCGCCGAACGGAUGUGGGCGGAGGGCGUCGAGUGGUCUGGGCCAGGGGGCGACUGGACACACUCGUUCCGGUGAUGACAAUGGUGUAUCGCUGAGGGCGUGUUUGCCUUGACUCUUUAACAGGUCGUGCAUGAUAUUGUACGAGCGUAUUCGAAGUUAAUGUCACCGCCCAAUUCUGCUCACAGAUGUACUCAUGUCUUGCUAAUCUUACUAUCUU